ACAUACAUCUUCACAGAUGGAGAGGAUGAGGAGCUCAAAAAGAAAAUUGGAAGUCAUGCAGUCAACACCAACUGCUCCGCAGCUCACAGCCGGCAAGCUCUGUCCUGCAAGAUGGCGGUGGAGUACGACAAGUUCAUCGAAUCUGGGAAAAAGUGGUUCUGUCACGUCGAUGAUGACAACUAUGUCAACAUUCGAACUCUGGUGAAGCUCUUGUCUCAGUACCCCCACACUCAGGACCUGUACAUCGGUAAGCCCAGCCUGGACCGGCCCAUCGAGGCUACAGAGAGGCUGGCGGACAAUAAGAUGAAACCAGUAAACUUCUGGUUUGCCACAGGAGGAGCGGGUUUUUGCGUGAGCCGGGGUCUGGCAYUAAAGAUGAGCCCAUGGGCCAGCGGCGGUCACUUCAUGAACACGGCGGAGAAGAUUCGACUGCCUGACGACUGCACCAUCGGUUACAUCAUCGAGUCGGUUCUGAGGGUCCCGCUCACCCGCAGCAACCUGUUCCACUCCCACCUGGAAAACCUGCAACAGGUGUCCAGACCUGAGGUCCACAAGCAGAUCACCCUCAGUUAUGGGAUGUUUGAAAACAAAAGCAAUAUCAUCAACUUGAAAGGGGCUUUUUCUGUGGAAGAGGAUCCAUCAAGGUUCAGGUCUGUUCACUGUCUCCUGUAUCCAGACACCCCUUGGUGCCCCCCACAGGUUGCCUUCUAAGGGCGACCGCUCCUUUUCUCAUCCUCGUCCCCCGCCGUGCCUCGGUAUCUGAAAGGCUCGUGGGGACCAGUGUUUGGUUAUUGGACCGUGUCGCUGCCGUGUUCUUGCUGCAGCAGCAGGUCUUUAAUGGUUUUACUAGGCUGCUGUGCGGCCCACCUUUUGGACUUGUCCUUCCUCUCCGGAGCCAGAAACUUUGUCCCGUAACGCUCGGGAGGAGGAGUUCAUCAGCUCCGGGAAGGAAGUAGCUUUCACCGUUUAAGCUUUGCAGGCAAUCAUUUGAGCUUUUUUUUUAAUGUAUAUGUUGCUUGUAAAUGUAUCAACAAUUCUCAUAGAAUGUAUUGUCUAAUAUUCAAGCCCUUUGCCAGCUUUACAUUCAUUCCUUUAGUACCUUUCCUGAUUGGCUUUGAGGAUUUUAUUUUCAGAAACCUUUGCGUCUAAGUCUUCUAACACAACUGACUCCGGAUAAAUGCUCUAAUAUGAAGAUGAUGUUGUACUUUUAGGUGAACAGUGUUAUUUCUCCCUCAACCUGAGCUGAUUAUUGGCAGAUUUCCAAAAAGCAUUGUUUGGAGACCUAAUCUGAGGUAUAUCAGGAUAAAGCACUUUUAAAGAUUUUUAUGCCUAACUGGCCUAGUUUAUGUCCUUUCAUGACAUACUUCAGAUUUGUGUCCAAAUAGCCCCCUGAAAAUCCAAUUUUCUAAUUAUGCAUAAAAGUUCCUUGUUUUUGUUUCAAUCAGGGAAACACAAUGAUUUGAAGAGAUUUGGUUUUGAAAGGGGGUUCAGUCAGCUUUGAAUAUAUAUAUAUUAAAAAAAAUUGCACAGCUGUUUCAAAUAACCUGAUGUCUUCCUCUCACCUCUAAAGACACAACAGUGAAAAAAAAAAGUAUUUAAACAAUUGAUAUUUGAAGACAAAAAAUACAAAAAAAAAGGAAAGAAAUAAUUAGUUUUUGUGGCUUUGGAGCAACUUUGUAAUCCAAGCCACAGUUCGCACAGAAGACUGAUGAGUCUGUGUUUUCAUCAACGUUUCUUCCUCUUUUUUAUAUAAAUCUCGUCACUGUUGAGGCCUGAGAGGUGAGAGCAGCGUCGGCGUUUCCACACGGAGGGGGUGGUUGUUCCUUCUGUGUCCUAUUUCACCCAUAUUGGGUUAUUUAUCUUCACGGCAGUAUUGUGUACUGCACCUUUUGUUCAAACGUGUAGUGACUGUGUAGGAUGUAAUUAUCUCGUCGUGGAGCACACUUCGUUUUUUUUUUUUUUUUUAAUGUUCGGACCAAGAUUUCUUUUGUGCAGAACUGUGUUUAUUCUCCGGUAUCUGGAGGGUCUGAACAGUUCCGUCCCAAGUCUGACUCCUCAGGGAUUAUAUGAGCGGAUCCUGGUUUUAACUACCACAAGGCCCAUGCUGGGACCUUAAACUCUGAAUAAAAGUGCAUAACCACUAUGAAA
Austrofundulus limnaeus is the source of this 2148-nucleotide messenger RNA. RefSeq names its product LFNG O-fucosylpeptide 3-beta-N-acetylglucosaminyltransferase (gene lfng). Gene Ontology annotation, molecular function: O-fucosylpeptide 3-beta-N-acetylglucosaminyltransferase activity. The record is from RefSeq and is a predicted model, not a curated record. Gene Ontology annotation, biological process: pattern specification process. Gene Ontology annotation, cellular component: Golgi membrane. Lineage: Eukaryota; Metazoa; Chordata; Actinopteri; Cyprinodontiformes; Rivulidae.